Messenger RNA from Panthera uncia (snow leopard), 5085 nucleotides. It is a transcript of the gene LNX2, whose product is annotated as ligand of numb-protein X 2. Gene Ontology annotation, molecular function: metal ion binding; ubiquitin-protein transferase activity; protein binding. The coding region runs from base 193 to 2262 and encodes 689 amino acids. The transcript is spliced from 10 exons. NCBI's taxonomy places the organism in Eukaryota, Metazoa, Chordata, Mammalia, Carnivora, Felidae. The record is from RefSeq and is a predicted model, not a curated record.
GGGAGGCCCCCGGCUGUUGGCGUUUGGUGGUUCCGGCCACAGUGUUGCUGAUCCUCGCGUCGUUUGCUGUUUUCAGGAGGGGAGAGAAAAACCCUGCUUUGAGCCAGAUACAUCGCCGUCCGGGAAAGCGAACCACACCUGAUGCGGAAGUCGAACGUAUGAAGAUACAGAGACCGCUUUGGUCGACUCACAAUGGGAACGACAAGUGAGGAGCUGGUGUCCGUGGAGCAGACCUCUUCGUCCUCCUUCAACCCUCUGUGCUUCGAAUGCGGCCAACAGCACUGGACACGAGAGAACCACCUGUACAAUUACCAGAACGAGGUGGACGACGACCUGGUCUGCCAUAUCUGCCUUCAGCCUCUGCUGCAGCCACUGGACACCCCCUGUGGACACACGUUCUGCUGCAAGUGCCUCAGAAACUUCUUACAGGAGAAGGAUUUCUGUCCGCUGGACCGGAAACGGCUGCACUUCAAGUCGUGUAAGAAGUCUAGUAUUCUGGUUCACAAGCUUCUGGACAAGUUGCCAGUGCUGUGUCCGUUUUCUUCAGUGUGCCAAGAUGUGAUGCAGCGCUGUGAUCUGCAGGCACACCUUAAAAACAGAUGUCCUGGAGCUGCUCAUCGGAGACUUGCCCUAGAGAGGAGGAAAACUGGUAGAACUCAGACAGAGACUGAGAGUGAGAACGGACCCACUACAAUAGGCCCUCCGGGUACUUUAUCCCCCGAGGCGGACUGCUCAGGGUCGGGCACGGCGCCUACCGAGCGGAACUGUAUGCCAGCGUGCCUUCUCUCAUGGACCGAGGAGCCUGGCCUGGACAACCCCGCCUUCGAGGAGAACGCGGCUGCUGACACUUUACAACAACCACUUAGUUUACCGGAAGGCGAAAUUACCACGAUUGAAAUUCACCGAUCUCAUCCUUAUAUUCAGUUAGGAAUGAGCAUUGUGGGUGGCAAUGAAACCCCACUGAUUAACAUUGUUAUCCAGGAAGUCUACCGGGACGGGAUAAUCGCCAGAGACGGGAGACUCCUUGCUGGAGACCAGAUUCUUCAGGUCAACAACUGUAACAUCAGCAAUGUAUCCCACAACUAUGCCAGAGCCGUCCUCUCCCAGCCCUGCAGCACCCUGCAACUCACCGUGCUGCGGGAGAGGCGCUUCGGGAACCGAACACACGGCCACUCUGACGGUAGCUCUCCGCGGGAAGAGGUCUUCCCCGUGGUCCUUCACAAACGGGACUCUGGUGAGCAGCUCGGCAUUAAACUCGUGCGAAGGACGGAUGAGCCAGGCGUGUUUAUUCUCGACCUGUUGGAGGGGGGGCUGGCCGCGCAGGACGGAAGGCUGAGCAGCAGCGACCGAGUGCUUGCCAUCAACGGACAUGACCUGAAGCACGGGACCCCCGAGCUUGCCGCCCAGAUCAUUCAGGCUAGUGGAGAGAGGGUGGAUUUAACAAUUGCUAGACCAGGGAAAUCCCAGCCUGGUAAUCCUGUCCGAGACGCAGGAGCUCAGAGUAGCAGCCAGCAUCACGCACAGCCGCUGUACCACAACCGACCCAGCUCACAUAAGGAUCUUGCCCAGUGUGUUACAUGCCAAGAAAAACACAUCACUGUAAAGAAGGAACCCCACGAGUCCCUUGGGAUGACAGUAGCUGGAGGCAGAGGAAGUAAGAGUGGCGAACUGCCCAUCUUUGUGACCAGUGUGCCACCUCAUGGCUGCCUUGCACGUGAUGGCCGAAUCAAGAGAGGCGAUAUAUUGCUGAAUAUCAAUGGCAUUGAUCUGACCAAUCUAAGUCACAGUGAGGCUGUGGCCAUGCUGAAAGCCAGUGCCGCGUCCUCUGCUGUUGUCCUGAAAGCACUUGAGGUCCAGGUUGUUGAGGAGGCAACCCAGACCACGGAAGAGCAGCUGAGCACCUUCAGCGAGAAUGAGUAUGACGCCAAUUGGUCCCCGUCAUGGGUCAUGUGGCUUGGGCUUCCAAGCGCCCUUCACAGCUGCCAUGACAUAGUUUUACGAAGAAGCUACUUGGGAAGCUGGGGCUUUAGUAUCGUUGGUGGCUAUGAAGAGAACCACACCAACCAGCCUUUCUUCAUUAAAACCAUUGUCUUGGGAACCCCUGCUUAUUAUGAUGGAAGAUUAAAAUGUGGAGAUAUGAUCGUGGCGGUCAACGGCCUGUCGACUGUGGGCAUGAGCCAUUCUGCGCUAGUUCCCAUGUUGAAGGAGCAGAGGAACAAAGUCACUCUGACAGUUAUCUGCUGGCCUGGCAGCCUGGUGUAGGUUCCGAAAUCGGUUUCGAGUCAGGCCCCUUCCUUGUCUGGGCUUUGCUCACUAGCCCUUGUAACAAGUUCCUGUGCUUAGAACUCAGACCCUCCGUCGUCAGAAUGUGACCUAACAUGACCGAUGAAGUCUUCCCAAACUGUGACCCGGCCAGCUGCAUCGGAGGACUGGUGGUAGUUCCUUGGGUCCACGAGCCCCAAGACUGGGAUCAGGGAAGCCAGUGGCAGUAGCAUUUGCUGCGCUGUCGCCACGGUGCCACGAACGGAUCCCUGGGGAUGGUACCCCUCCCCCAUUUUUUUCCCUUCGGUGCCAACAUUUCAAAACUUCCUACCGUUUAUAAAGUGAUUUUUCUGACGUAUGUUACUUCUACUUUAAUCUCCUAGUACUCAUAGAUGAUGAAGACAGAAGUCUGACGCUACUAAAGAGCUUUCUCCAAAAUAAUGUACCAAUAGUUAGAAUGCUAGAUAAUAAAAGAUCACGUUUUCCAGGGACACAGGAGGUUGGGAGGUUAAUUACAGUUCCGUGCUGGAGACGGUAAAAGCAGCACUUACUUAAAGAAGUGCAAAGGCAUUCGAGAUUCAUCUCCAAAGGAACGGUUUGUUACGCAGGAAAAUUUUGGAGCGUGUUUUGCUAAAACUCAUUUUCUAGCGUUUGUAUUGUCCUUGUCAGCAGUCUUGACUGGACAUGCUUUCUGUGAUUGAUGCAGUUAAAGUAGAUAAAGAUAAAACCGUAUUGCUAUUCAAUACGCAUUCACAUAUAUCACAACUCAGUGUAGAAGGUACCCUAGCUUUAUUUCAUUCUGAGACGAGCCUUGAGUGUUUUAGAAACCCUUAUUUUUUUCCCCCCAUUAUUUCUCGUGAACUUAACCAUUUCAAGAAAAAGCCUGAAAAGUCCUGGAUUUUUAUCGAAAAUAGUAGGUUUUAGAUGCUUAUUAUCUUUCAGUCCGUCCUUGAUCACUAGGCUAUCUCUUGUUUUUCCUAAAUGUUUCUGAAAACUACGACCAGCCCGUUUUGUUCGUCCUUCACUCCACGUGGUUGUCCUUUGGAAGAACCCAUAGAGAAGCGAGUAAGAUAAGAAAUAUCUUUACCUUGCUAAUAUUAUGCAUACUUGAAAAAAGUUUCACUUAGGAACCUAGUUCAGAAUCUGAGCUCAUUUACAAGUGACCUCCGUAAUAAAUGGUAUUGUUUAUCAGAGAAUGUAUUUCGAAAAUACUACAGUAUAUUAUGAGCAUGACCACUUGAUCUUCAAGCUAGCAGUUGCAUUGCUAGGGCUUUAUUGUGGCUGUAGCAUGUCCCUGGUUAUUCCUGGUAGCUUUUUAGUGAUUUUUUUAAGCCGAUCUCUUUUGGAUAAAUAAGAAAAGGCAACAAUAAUUGCUACCGAUUUGUUCAACCCCUUAGCUACACUGUGUAUGGUCAACAUAUAACCAAGAUACAGUGGAAUGCUCCAUACAGUAUAUUACUGUUAUGUGAUGAUUGGCUUUUGAAGCAAUUUGGUAUUGACGUGCUUUGAUAUUCUAAUCGACAUGGAACAGGUCUGUUUGUUGGGUUUGUUUUUCCUGCUCCCCAGAUAGAAUUUUAUAUCCUACUUGGCUAUUUUUUUAAACAUUUUGUAAGAAUGCAUCAUUGCUUGGGGAGCGACCAUCCAUCAACAAAUAUCCUAAUGGCUACUUUGUUAUACAUAAAAUACUUACCUUGAACCUGGGGGUAUGAUGAGUAUUUUGGAAGAAGGCACUUUUUUUCAACGUUAUUUUUAUCACGGAAAUCUCGGCCUCGGCUGAAGCCAAUUUGGUUUGAUUACAAAACACGAUGGCUUUUGGUCAGAAUGACAUUUGGUGAUGGAAACUUGUUCGUAAUUUAUUGUUACUGUUGAGAUAUUUGAAUUUUCUCAUUUUAAGCGUAAAUAGUUCAAAUAUUUUGAUUUGUUCUGUGCCUUCGGUUUAAAUUAUUUCAGGAUUUCUCAAACGUGUUUAAAUAAUGGUGUGAUAAUCAUCCAGGAUGGAAAUAAAAGUCAUCCUUUCCAUGACAGUGACAUCGUCUCUUUUCUGGAGCAGCAGAUAGUGACUCCGUAUGGCGUCCUUGUAUGUGUUCACGGCACCCCUGUUGCCGUCACCGCGCCCCGAGCUCCGAACCUCAGAGUUACGAGUCCACCUUCUGAUUCUUACUCCUGUAGGCACAACACGUUGAUUGAUCCCUGCUGAUCGUUGGACAUUUUGCCCACACGGUAUCUCCAGAUCUGUGUUGCCCAAUACGUGCGGCUACUGAAUCCCUGAACAGCGACUGGGCCACGUAUCAAAAUGAUAAUACCUUGGAUACACAGGCUGAUAGAAAAUACAGUAUUUUUUUUAACUUUUAUUGUUGGUGGGUUGCCUGCCCAUCUUUUUCUAUGCAUUUUUUCCGGUCUUAUUGAGAAAGAACAUACAUCUCUGUGUACGUUGAAGGCAUACGGCAUGAUGGUUUGGGUUUACAUACACUGUGAGGGGGUCACCGCAAGAGGUUCAGCUAACCUCCGUCUUCUCUCACCGACACCGUAAAAAGAAAAGACAGAAAUUUCCCCUCGGGAUGAGAACUCUCAGGAUCUACUUUCUUGACCGUUUUCUUGUAUAUCACACAGCGUUAGCUGUAGUUGUCGUGGUGCACAUAACAUCCCUGGGACUUUUUUUAAAUGUUUGUUUAUUUUUGAGAGAGAGACAGAGAGAGGGAGACACGGAAUCUGAAGCAGACUCUGAGCUGUCAGCACAGAGCCCGGCGUGGGGCUCGAGCUCGCGAGCCUCGAGAUCAUGACCUGAGCCUAAGUGACACAUGUCACCGCUAAACCCACUGAGCC